Musca vetustissima is the source of this 2049-nucleotide messenger RNA. RefSeq names its product armadillo repeat-containing protein gudu (gene gudu). NCBI's taxonomy places the organism in Eukaryota, Metazoa, Arthropoda, Insecta, Diptera, Muscidae. Bases 1 to 2049 code for a protein of 682 amino acids. Gene Ontology annotation, molecular function: protein binding. The transcript is spliced from 5 exons. The record is from RefSeq and is a predicted model, not a curated record.
AUGGACAGUGCUAAGGAUAAAAAGACCCGAAAGAACAUUUCAAAUGCCAAUACAAAAUCUCGGCGUUUAAAGCGUACCCAGAAUAAUGUAAAAAAUUGCGGAAGUUGUCCCGAUCGCCAAAUGAAUAUUAAACAAGCUGUUUAUGCUCCCGACUCCGAUUCCACAGAAGUUGAAUCAUCCACCGACGAAGAAGAACGCUGGAAGGAUGUGGCUCGUUCUGCCGAAGUACCAGCCGAUUAUUAUAAUAUUCAAAAAUUGGUUAAAUACAUAAAGGCUGGCAAUCAAACGGCCACCAUUGUAUCCUUGUGCUGCCUUCAGGAUUAUGACUUGACAACGCAAAUUAAUCAGUUUGCCAUACAAGACAUUGGUGGUUUAGAUGUGUUAGUGAAUAUUUUGGAAUGUAACGAUGAUAAGUGCCGCCUGGGUGCCCUAACGGUUUUGGCUGAUAUUUCAUUGAACAUUGAUAUACGGAAAACUAUUGUAGACUUGGAUGGUAUUCCAUUGAUUAUUGAUAUUUUGAAUUCAUCGCUGAAUAACCUGAAGACGGUAGCAGCAGAAACUCUGGCCAAUGUAGCUAAGGUGCGUUUGGCGAGAAAAUAUGUUCGUGUGUGCGGCGGAAUACCGAAGUUGGUGGAUUUAUUGGAUAUUAAAUUGCACAUUUUGCAGACACCGCGCGAAGAAUUGAACUUUGAGGAGAUUGAACUGCUGAAUAUGGCCAGGGCUGGAGCCAGAGCUCUAUGGUCCUUAUCCGAUUCACGUCACAAUAAAGAGAUAAUGCGCAAAAGUGGAAUAGUUCCCUUAAUGGCUCGUCUAUUGAAAUCUUGUCAUAUCGAUGUUGUCAUACCCAUUAUGGGCACUAUUCAAAAAUGUGCAUCUCAGCCCAAAUUUCAACUGGCAAUAAGAACAGAAAAUAUGGUAGCCGAUAUUGUUAACCAUUUAAAUUCGACCAGUUUGGAUUUAAAAAUGGAAGGCAGCACCGCUAUCUAUAAAUGUGCCUUCGACCAGGCCACCCGAGAUUUGGUAAAAGAAGCCGGAGGCUUGGAACCGUUGGUGGCCAUAAUUAAGGAUAAAACCAUACGGGAAAAUAAACCACUAUUGAUCGGAGCAACGGGUGCUAUUUGGAUGUGUGCCGUAUCCGAUGCAAAUGUUUUGAAAUUCGAUCAAUUGCGUACGGUCAACCAUUUGGUGGCUUUGCUAAACGACGAAUCGGAUGAGGUGUUGACAAAUGUCGUCGGUGCCAUUGCUGAGUGUGUAAGGUUUCAACAUAAUCGCGAUGUCCUAAGGAAUGCAAAUGGUUUGCCUUCCUUAGUUUCACUGUUGAAUUCUUCCCAUGCUCCGUUAUUGGAGAAUUUAGCUAAAGCCCUGAAAGAGUGUGCCGAAGAUGCAGAGAGUAUGCGCAUAUUGGAAGAUUUGGAUGCCGUGCGCCUUAUUUGGUCGCUUCUGAAAAACACCAAUCCAAGGGUACAAGCGUAUGCGGCAUAUGCCAUAUGUCCAUGUGUGGAGAACGCUCGAGAAUCAGGGGAAUUGGUUCGAAGUUUGGUUGGAGCUAUGGAAUUGGUAGUGGGCCUAUUAAAAUCUAGAGAUAUUCUAGUAUUGUCGGCAGUAUGCGCUGCCAUUGCAACAAUCGCCAUAGAUAGCACUAACUUAGCCAUAUUAACGGAUUUGAAAGUGAUAUAUAAAUUGGCCGAAUUGGUCAAUACCACGGAGGAUUUAUUGCGGAAAAACCUAGCGGCAGCUAUUGCAAGCUGUGCCACCUAUGGUAAUAACACUCAAGAGUUGGGUCGCUUGCGUACAGUUACUCCAAUUGUUUCCUAUAUGACCAGCGAUGACCCAGAAGUUCAUCGCACUACAGCUAUGGCUUUAGAAAAGCUAUCGAUGGACCCUCAGAACUGCAUAACAAUGCAUCAGAGUGGUGUUGUGCCCUUCCUAUUGGAAUGUGUGGGCUCUACCAACAAAGAGUUGCAAUUGGCAGCAGCUGGAUGUUUGCGCAAUAUUCGAGAAUUAGCAUUGAGAGCUGAAGAAUAUUUGCUUAAAAUCGAUGAUGAUUAA